This is a messenger RNA of Cokeromyces recurvatus, 942 nucleotides long. RefSeq lists its product as uncharacterized. The record is from RefSeq and is a predicted model, not a curated record. Bases 64 to 816 code for a protein of 250 amino acids. The transcript has 4 exons. Lineage: Eukaryota; Fungi; Mucoromycota; Mucoromycetes; Mucorales; Mucoraceae.
GGAGUUUUAAAAAAUAUAAUAUUGCCAUAAUUAAGCCCUCCUCCCCUUACUCUUCACUUAAAAAUGUCAAAAAGAACCAUUGCAGCUAUAAUUAAAGAUUUGAAAACAAAAGUUAAUUAUAGAGAUGAAAAGCCGAGUAAAUCCAAAUUAUGUCAAACUAUAAAACAAUCGCCUAAUUCAAUAGAAGCGAAAUUAGUAACAAGCCCUCACGCGGCUAUAUUAUCAUCGCCAUUAAGAUAUUGUUCUUUUUCUGGUCGUAUGCUUCCUUCAGAAUUACUACUUCGAUUCAGUACUGCCUGGCAUCCGCAAACAAAGCUUUAUUGGGCCUUCCCAACAAUAGGAGCAUCAAAGCAAGGAUUUGGAUAUUAUGUAAAGCUUGAUAGAAAAAUUUUGAAUGAGCUAGAAAAAGGAGCUUACAAGAGUCUUUUUAGAAGUAAUUCAAUUGCUUUUAGAAAAGAUAUGAUAGAGCAUACAGAAAAUAUGUUAAAGAAGCAGACUUUUUUGGAAUUUACAAAACAUCCUAUUCAUAUUUAUGAUACGUUUUCAAUGAAUGCUUUACAGCAACAGAGAACAUCACUCACAAAUUACCAAUGUGUUUUAAUACUAGAUUCAAAUAUAAAUGAUGUUCAUAUAAAGUUAGAAGGCCAACAACAAGUACCAUAUUACUAUAUGCAGCAAUUCUGGUCCAAAGAGCAGAUUGAAACUAUUAGAGCUAAACUGCCACCUUCAACUACUAUGUUAGGUGUACCUAAAUGUUUAGAAACAGUACGACUGGCUAUUGAUUUAUGGCGUUGUAAGCAAAUACUUAUAACAUAAAGUUAUUUAUUUAACAGCAACAUGAUCUGAUAUAACACAGAUGUCUCCAACUAAAUACUUGAACUCUUUUGUUAAAAUAGAGCUGAGCAAGCUCUAUGAUAAAUGAAGCAUCAUGUUGAGGGUCUA